AACGCGGGAAAUAUCAAAAUGAAACGAGUUACUAAUUUUAGCACGUGUUGUCAUCAAAAUGAAAGAAGAACAAUAGCUUGAAUGAGUUUAAAAUACGGUUAAAUGACUUUUAUACUAGACCGGUUUUUGUCAUUAUUUAAUGGCGGAAUGAGGGCUUACAAGGUUCAAGACGUAAAACGGGAACAACGAGUAGGCGUGACUGCCAAAAACUUCCAAGAGCUGCUGGAGAAAGGUGCACAGAAAUUAAAGUUACAUUCAGAUGAAGUCACUGUUGUAAUUGAGGAUGAUGGUACAGUGGUCGCAGAUGAUAAAUUCUUCAAAAAGCUCCCAGCCCAGACUGUUUUUGUCUUUCUAAAGAAAGGAGAGAAAUGGAGAGGGGCUGGGGCCCUGAUUCACGAUGCCCUCAGUAAGCUGUACUGCGCUACCAGGAAGAAUGAAAUUGCAUCACAGAUCCGGGAUCUCCUGAAAGCUGAGGAUGCUCCAGAGAAGAUCCACAUCAUAUCCCAAUACCUGGAACUUCUGGAAACCAACUCCUCAUCGGAAAAAAGACAGGAUCACGAAGACUGGUUUGAAGGACUCAAUAAGAAAUAUAAAACCAAGAGUGAUGUGAUGAGACACAGUGCACAGACCCGGAUACGCAGUUACUAUGUUACAGCAAAAGAUCAGAUAGAAAGAGAAGCUGAUGUGGAAAACAAGCAGGACCUGCUGGAUCUCCUAGACGAAGGCUUCCAGAAACUUAAAAAAUCAGACUUCAACUCCUUAUAUUUUGAUCGUACAUCUAAUGAGAAAGGUCGUAUGUGUGACCCUCAGGGCUGGUUUCGAUGCGAGGGGCCAUAUGAUGUGGAUCAUUGCGACAAAUUUCACACCAUCAAUCCUUAUGCUUCUAAGGGAUACAGACAACUAUUUGGAUUAUGGAAUUUGGACCAUAUAAUUGAAAAAUCUCGAGAGGUGAUACCAACACUUAUUGAGGCAGCUCGAAAGAAGCAGAAAUAUCAAAACUUAAAUGUAGAUCUUCUGUACAAAUUACUCUUCUCAAGGGAAAAUUUAAAACUGGUUCAAAUUGGCUGCCACAAAAAAGCUGCACGAGAAUCGGGCAAAGUGAAAUGGAGUGAUUUUUGCUCUAAAUGAUGGUAUUAUGUCUGUAAUGUCAGAAAUUCAGCUUUAUGAUUUAGGACUGCUUCAUUUUCUAUUAUCCUCAUUCUAUGAAAGACAUUCAUUUUAUACAAUUGCUUACAUUUCCAGUGUUUUUGCCUUUGAUAUCUUUACAAAUUAUAAUGAUGGCCAUUUCUUCAUGAAUGUGUUACAGUUAUGAAGAAUAUGCUUUUGAAUAAAUAUAGUACAUGUACAUCUUUUUCAAAGGCAGAAAUGCAAGUACAUGUACAUUGUAGAAUGUAAAUAAAAAAUAAAUAUCACUUUUGAUAAAACAUGAGGGUAUGAACUGAAAGCUUCACACUAGCAUUCUUUUCAUGGAGCUUAAGUAUCCUCUCUCAAAAUCACAUUCAUGUACAUGCAUACAUCAUACACGAAGAAAGAAAUUGCCCUUAUAUGGUGAAACCCAAUUCAGUGAUAUCUUUGAUGAUCUCAAAGGAGGCUAAAUGUGCCAAUUGAAAGAUCUGGUCAAUAUGAAGAGGAUGGGGCAUUGUUUCCAAAUAUCUUUGGGACAGUUUUUUCUCUAAUAAAAGUUGGGAGUAUUUAUUAUACACCCUUUUACAGGUCUGUGUUAUGGUAUGGGCUCAUGCCUGUCCAUUUGUUAGCUUUUUUUGUGUCCAGGUCACAUCAAUCUUGGUUGCCUUCCCCUGAGGGAAGGUGUAUUACAACCCAAAAGUACGUAUUGGUAUUUUAUUGCUACACAUAUUCAAAUCUUGUCUGAAUCACAACUUAAGCUUUGUGAGGCCUAGGACUAUCAGACUUAGUCAUUUGCUGCAUAUUUAGGGGAAGAUAUGUCAUGAACAUGAAAUAGGUCAACGUGCCUCAUUUUGGAAUUGCAAAUGACCGUGUCACAGCUUGUGACUUUGAGUUUAGUUAUGCAUUUUUUACAUAUAGUUCUAGAUGAGUGCAUUUCAUGUGCCCUAACUGUACACUUUAUUUUUGAUACUAACCAUUGUUUUGCCACUAAGUGUUGGUAUUUAUGAAUUUCAUAAAUAGGAAAAUUCAUAGAAUUUCCUGAAAAUCAAAUGCUUGUUAUUUUGUUGUUACAUGUACUUGCUGAUUUUGAGGUAAAUUAAUAGAUUAUGAAUGAAUGCUGAUUUCAUAAAAUGGAUUUUUAUAUUUUUAUUUCCCACUGUGAUAAAAUUACUAUGCAAUGUAUGUACACAAUACUGUGAUACAGUUGUACCGGUCUUCUGCAUGUUAACUUGUAGAAUAUAUGUAACUUGUAUCUGGAAUUUCAAUAAUUUUAAAGUUUUUAGAUGACACACUUUAGUCUAGGGCUAUUUUAUUUAAAUUUACACUCUGCAGCACAAUGAACUUUUAUUUUUGACAAACACAUCUAUUGCUUGAGAACAUUCAACUGUAUUUCAAUGAAAUUAAAUUUGAAAGAAUUAAACCUGUUACACUUGAUAUGGAUAGGUGACAAAACUCAAUAUUGUGUGAAGAAUACACAUAUCAACACUUCGCGAAAGUUACGUCCCUUGUCCGCCAUCUCGCAGAUAAAAAUCGUAUUUCCCUACGUUGGCCUUUGUAAUUUUCCUAUCUGUAGCUUUGACAUGUUAUUUUUCCAUCAAUUGCAGUCAACUACAAUAUGCCCCAGAUUGGUGCAACCCAUUAACUUGUAUGAAAACUUGGUAAUUGGCUAAAAUUCAAAGUAAUAACAUCUUACAUUUGGUAAGGUAAAGAAGGAAAACUUGGUUUUUCACCGAUUGACCUUUGGCUGACCCCGCAAAGGGACGUAACUCGCGGUGAAGUGUUGAUAUAUAGGUGUAUUGAAAUCUUUCUUUUUUAAACAAAAAUACAUAUGUAUAUUAUGACAUGUAUUUAUCAUAUGACAUCUAGUGUACAGGAUAAAUUUUAUACCAAUAAAGAAUUUUACAGCUACAUAUAAAUUUGGACAUAUAUAAUAUAUUGUACAUUAUUUACCCAAUUUUAUUAGAAUAAAAGAUUUGUCAAAAUAGCAUUCUCAGGAAUAAAGAAUUGAUGAAAUUUCA
Molecule: messenger RNA, 3143 nt
Organism: Ostrea edulis (European flat oyster)
Lineage: Eukaryota; Metazoa; Mollusca; Bivalvia; Ostreida; Ostreidae
Product: DNA fragmentation factor subunit beta-like
Exons: 6
Coding region: 103-1128 (341 amino acids)
Biological process (GO): apoptotic process; apoptotic DNA fragmentation
Cellular component (GO): cytoplasm; nucleus
Molecular function (GO): DNA endonuclease activity
Source: RefSeq, a predicted model, not a curated record